Molecule: messenger RNA, 333 nt
Organism: Musa acuminata AAA Group (dessert banana)
Lineage: Eukaryota; Viridiplantae; Streptophyta; Magnoliopsida; Zingiberales; Musaceae
Product: receptor-like protein kinase FERONIA
Exons: 1
Coding region: 1-333 (110 amino acids)
Biological process (GO): protein autophosphorylation
Cellular component (GO): plasma membrane; plasmodesma
Molecular function (GO): ATP binding; transmembrane receptor protein tyrosine kinase activity
Source: RefSeq, a predicted model, not a curated record
AUGCCAUCCAUCAUCCACCGAGACGUGAAGACCACAAACAUACUGUUGGACGAGAAAUGGACGGCGAACGUGUCAGAUUUCGGCCACUCGAAGAUUGGCCGGGCGACGGACAACACCCAUGUCACCACGGUGGUGAAGGGCGGCUUCGGCUGCCUCGACCCACAGUACUACAAGAGGUGUGCGCUCGGCCAGCUCUCGAUCCCAGCUUCCAAAGGAGAAAGUGAGCUUGGCGGAGUGGGCGGGGCGCUGCGCUGCCAGAGGAAGGGCGUGCUCGACCAGAUCAUCGAUCCCUACCUGCAGGGCAAGACCACUCGGCAGUGUCUCAAGAAGUAA